AUGUUCACCAGAUCGCUCAGAACUGCCAGUCUAAAGGCCCCCAGAGGUCAGCUAUUGAAGGCUCCUAUUGGUCUUAGAGCCUACUCCAAAUUCCCCAGCUCAGAUAAAAAGAAGAGCGAGGAAAAGUCCAACCAGAACUCCAAUGAUCAGAAGGACUCCAAGGAACAGAAGAAGUCUCCAUUUUCCAAGGGCUACGUUCUUGGUGCUCUAGGCAUUCUUGCUGUUGGUUCUACCGUCUUGGCUUCUGUUUACACCAAGCACGAACCAAAGCUGGCCCCAGAGCCAAAGAAAGGUCCAGCUUUCAGCGACAAGGACGUGUCUGUGAUUUUCGUUUUAGGAGGUCCUGGUUCUGGAAAAGGUACCCAGUGUGGUAAGCUCGUUAACGAGAAAGGUUUCGUGCACUUGUCUGCUGGAGAUCUCUUGAGAGCUGAGCAGGUCAGAGAGGGUUCUCUGGAUGGAGCCUUGAUCGCUCAGUGCAUCAAAGAAGGCACGAUUGUGCCUCAGGAGGUGACCGUGCGUUUGUUGAGAAACGCUGUUGCUGACAACGUGGCCAAGGGCAAGAACAAGUUCUUGGUGGACGGUUUCCCAAGAAAGAUGGACCAGGCGUUGACCUUUGAGGACGAAAUCGUCAAGUCUGCGUUCACCCUUUUCUUUGAGUGUCCCGAGCAGGUCAUGCUCGACAGACUUUUGGAGAGAGGCAAGACCUCUGGCAGAGCUGAUGACAACAUUGAGAGUAUCAAGAAGAGAUUCAGAACCUUUGUCGAGACGUCCAUGCCUGUGGUUGACUACUUUGACAAGCAGGGCAAGGUCGUGAAGCUUCGCUGUGACGAGCCCGUGGACACUGUCGGAAACAGAGUCAAGGAGGCCCUUGUCAAGAGAGGCAUCAACUAG
Molecule: messenger RNA, 891 nt
Organism: Candidozyma pseudohaemuli
Lineage: Eukaryota; Fungi; Ascomycota; Pichiomycetes; Serinales; Metschnikowiaceae
Gene: URA6
Product: bifunctional uridylate/adenylate kinase
Exons: 1
Coding region: 1-891 (296 amino acids)
Biological process (GO): CDP biosynthetic process; UDP biosynthetic process; 'de novo' pyrimidine nucleobase biosynthetic process
Cellular component (GO): nucleus; cytoplasm
Molecular function (GO): UMP kinase activity; ATP binding
Source: RefSeq, a predicted model, not a curated record